This is a messenger RNA of Penicillium vulpinum, 729 nucleotides long. Its product is annotated as presequence translocated-associated motor subunit PAM17. The transcript is spliced from 2 exons. Gene Ontology annotation, cellular component: PAM complex, Tim23 associated import motor. Lineage: Eukaryota; Fungi; Ascomycota; Eurotiomycetes; Eurotiales; Aspergillaceae. Gene Ontology annotation, biological process: protein import into mitochondrial matrix. The record is from RefSeq and is a predicted model, not a curated record. The coding region runs from base 1 to 729 and encodes 242 amino acids.
AUGCACGCCAAUCCCAUCAGCAUGUCUAUCCGCACAACCAUGUUCCUUGGCCGACUAAACCCCGCCGCGCCCUCGCUCGCCGGCGCUCUCCGCCCCCUCCAGACCACUCCCCAGAUGGCAUCCAAGCAACUCACACGCCUUAGCUCCACGACAGCUCGCCCGGCUGCCGCAACACUAAACGUAGACUUCCGGCCACAAAUCAAGGCUGUGUCACCAUCACCCAUUGCCCUGCGCGCAAACUCGACCUCAGCACCCGCCAACAACGAAGUCAAGCUCGACUGGGACUCCUUCUUCAAGCUCCGCGCUUCCCGCCGCCGAUACUCCCUCGUCUCCUCAGUUGCCAGCUCCGCUAUCAGCACCAGCGUCGGCAUCCAGGUCCUGUCCGGCCAGGACCUUGAACAUCUCGGCGCGACGGUUAUGGGUCUCGAUCCGUUUAUCGUCCUGGGAUUGGCGACCGCCGCGUGCGGUGCUGUUGGAUGGCUUCUUGGACCGGCUCUCGGAAAUGGCAUUUGGGGUCUUGUGUACAGGAAGUACAAGCCCUCUGUCAAUACGAAAGAGAAGGAGUUCUUCGAUCGCAUUCGCCGGUUCCGUGUCGAUCCCUCGACCAACUCGAUCUCUAACCCUGUUCCCGAUUACUACGGCGAGAAGAUUGGCAGCGUGGCGGGCUACCGAAACUGGCUGAAAGAUCAGAGGGCUUACAACCGCAAGCGCCGCAACUUCAUUGCGUAA